AGACCUAUUGAUCAUGUUGAGAUGCCCAAUCUCAUUUUACAAAAAGUCUAUUUGUCCAAUAAUGAGAUAAGUGGUUCAGUUCCUAGCUUCUUCUUUGAUCUUGUGUAUCUUACUAGUGUCAACCUUUCUUCAAAUAACUUAACUGGCAUCAUUACACCCGACAUGCUUUCGAAGCUUGUAAACCUUGAGGAUCUUGAUCUUUCCAAUAAUAGUUUGCUGUCUUUGAGCAAUAAUGGCACUGCUGUCAACUAUUCCUUUCCGAACCUCUGGUCUUUCAAAUUCUCUUCUUGCAACAUACACAAGUUCCCAAGUUUCUUAAGGAAGGCAGAGAAUUUGCAAAUAUUAGAUAUUUCCAAGAACAACAUUUCUGGUCAAAUUCACAAAUGGGAAAUAGAAGGGAUGUCGUCAUUGUACUAUUUACACCUUUCUUAUAACUUUUUGACUGGUAUAGAUUUAUUUGGUUUUAGAAAUCUUGAAAUUGUUGACCUCAGAUCUAACUUACUACAAGGAUCACCUCCCAUUAUCUCAACAACUUGGGAUUCUAUGCAACAACUCUUCAUGUCAGGGAAUAAUUUGACUAGUGUAAUCCCUUUUUCUUAUUGCAAUUUGACUUCUCUUGAAGUUCUAGAUUUAGCUAAUAAUUCUUUGGGAGGAAAAAUUCCAGAAUGUCUUGGAAACUUGAGUGAUCUCUCUGUCUUGGAUUUGCGGAUGAAUAAGUUUCAUGGUAUAAUACCAAAUUCUUUUGUCAGUGGGAGUAGAUUGAGAACACUUAACCUAAAUGACAACCAGUUGGAAGGGAGACUGCCAUCAUCUUUGGGAAAUUGUAGUGAGUUGGAAGUUCUAGAUGUUGGGUACAACUCCUUGAAUGAUACCUUUCCAUAUUGGUUAGGUGUUCUUCUGUGGCUAAAAGUUCUAAUCCUUCGAUCUAAUCGAUUUCAUGGUGCCAUCAGCAAUUCUAUGCCUGCAUUUUACUUCCCUCAGUUAAGAAUAAUUGAUGUCGCACAGAAUGAUUUUACGGGUCUCCUACCAAGUAACUAUUUCAAAAUUUUGAAAGGUAUGAGAGAUGUAGCUCCAGCUGAUAAAGCCAAAUUGGAAUACGUUGGUGAUAAUGUGCAAGUAGUAAUGAAAGGGUUAGAAGUGGAGCUUGAAAGGAUCUUGACAAGUUUCACAACCAUUGAUUUCUCAAGCAAUCGAUUCCAUGGGGAAAUUCCUAAAGAGCUAGGAGAACUCAAUUCACUUGUAUUGCUAAACUUAUCUCACAAUAGUCUCAGUGGUCAAAUUCCGUCAUCAUUGGGGAAAUUAGCAGAACUCGAGUCAUUAGAUCUCUCGUCAAACAAGCUUGAAGGCAGGAUUCCAGAGCAAUUGACAAAGCUGACGUUCCUAUCACUUUUGAAUCUUUCACACAAUGAACUUGUGGGCCACAUACCUGAAGGGAAGCAGUUCAGUACUUUCUCAAAUGAUUCCUACGUUGGGAACUCUGGGUUGUGUGGAUUCCCGUUGACAAAGAAAUGCGAACCACCAAGACCACCUUCACCACAAUUUGAUGAAGAAGAUGACUCUACAGCAGUCUUUGAGUGGAAGUUUGCAUUGGCAGGCUAUGGGUGUGGACUGGUGUUGGGACUUAGUCUGGGAUACAUUGCCUUCACUACAGGAAAACCAUGGUGGGUAGUGAAGAAAGUGGAGAAAUAUCAACAGAAAUUAGUGCAAGCAGGUGCGGAAGAUCUGGCAACAGUUGCUUCUUGAGCUUGUUUCCAUCUUUUUCAUAUAUAGUUGUAUUGACUUGUGUGGGAAUUAUGGUUAUGUAUGAAUUUGUGUUGAUUUCUUUUGGAUUUGGUGUAUCUGCUCCGUACGCGGUUCUCUUGUAUUUUGUUACUGUAAUCUUUUUUUGGUUUCGUUUUACUGAAUAAAAAUGAAAAUUUCUU
Messenger RNA from Rubroshorea leprosula, 1922 nucleotides. NCBI's taxonomy places the organism in Eukaryota, Viridiplantae, Streptophyta, Magnoliopsida, Malvales, Dipterocarpaceae. The record is from the annotation of a GenBank genome assembly.